Molecule: messenger RNA, 2006 nt
Organism: Austrofundulus limnaeus
Lineage: Eukaryota; Metazoa; Chordata; Actinopteri; Cyprinodontiformes; Rivulidae
Gene: percc1
Product: proline and glutamate rich with coiled coil 1
Exons: 2
Coding region: 407-1195 (262 amino acids)
Source: RefSeq, a predicted model, not a curated record
CUAUGUCACUAUGUCCGCCCAGCCCCCGCUUUAGAAGUCAAAACAGCAUGUGAUUUGAUUUCACGCUCUUUUUAUCCUUUAACCACCCUGAUAACAGGGAUGGGGAAGAAGCAAUGAUGUGUGUGUAAGCGUGUGUGUAACGACUCUUCACCAUCACUUAGCARAGGAUCCAUUAGGCUCGGGGCCCCCUCCCGCGUUGCCCGGUGAUAAAAUAAACACAGUGUGUUUGAGCAAUUCGGCAAGCAAAUAUUUGAUUUAGGAAGCUGCCUCAUCCGACAUGAUACGCACGUCUGCAGCCACGUGCUGAGGUGUAUAUAAACGCUGACGGACCUGCUGGACUACUGUUACACAUGAGCACACAAAGACCUGGAGCCAGACCAGACAGCUGAAACAAGAGUUUCUAACCAUGACUACGGGCGUGAUCAGGAACUUCCUCCUCCAGGCCCCAAACCCAACCUGUGUCCCCACGCYCUUACAGCACUCGUCCAGAGAAGGCGAGGAAGAGACUCUAGAAGGGAGAGAAGAUGAAGGUGAAAGAGAAGAGGAGGAUGAAGAGGAGGAUGAGGAAUGUGGGGCUCAGGAGGACGAGGAAGAAAGUUUCGAUCUGCUCCUCCCCAGCCACGGUGUUCUGGACGUGACCAGUCAGCUGCUCCGGUUUGCCGACCUCAUCAGCCGGGACGUCCGGCGGUAUUUCGGUCGCUGCUCUGACGACCGGGAGAGUUGCGACGUCUACGGCGGGUCGGCGUCCCCGACGACGAGCGGCCGCCUGCGUUACUAYGACGACCUGCUGAGAAUCGCAAGAGCAGGAAGUCCGGCGGAGCGAGGAGGCGGUGCUGGGGCUGAUGCCGGUGAGCCAGGAGUCACUGGUGGUAAGGAYGGCGGUGGUCUGGGGCCCCUGGCCGAGCUGUUCAACCACAGGGGCCCGRGUCAGGGCCGAGGCCAGCCGAUGGUCAGGAGGCACCUCCCGCUCAGCUUCUGGACUGAGCCGGUCCCACGCUGCUGUCUGRAUGGUCUCAGCAACACACCUAACGUCACACACAGCAACGCACUCGCUCAAGAGCACGGACACACACACUACAACCCCCUCGACUGCACGGAGCCAGACUUCAGCGACCUGCUGGCAUACUGGGAUCCACACCUGGAGUUCACACACACACUUACUGAGGACACACACACGGUGCUGAACACGAACUGAGACACCGCAUUCAUGUUCGGAAACACAAAACCCUCAAUAAAGAGAAAAACAGGAUCAAAUGAAUGUAUUUUCUUCUGUCUGUGAUUAAGAGCUUUGAUAAACGGUAUUUUAAUAAAAAAAAAUCUAAAUAAAUGAGGGAAAUUUAUAAAAAAACAGUGAACUUUCUGUUUUGUCAGACUGGAAGAUCUCACCCUACACCCUACAACUUCUUCCAGUUCUGCAGAAGACAGGUGACCACCCAUUUGUUCAAAUCAGGUGCUGAAUCAGACAAACAAGUCAAACWUGCAGAACCAGGACUGACCACCCCUGCCUAAAGCAAUGACCGGUCAGUUCUACAAAUACCUGAAAGYCAAAGAAGAUUGCAUGAUAAAAAGUUAAUUAGUUAUUUUGGGGAAAGUAGUGCUGUUUAAAAUCAUUUGGUUGUUUAAAAAAAAAUGUACUGAGAAAUUUGAAACCUUAUAAGAUGGUAAAUAAGGUCUGGCUCAGARAAACAACCUCUGAACAUUAUCAUGUGUUCUGCAGUGUGUUCAAUGUGUGCUCCUUCUUGAAACAAUAAAAGUGCUCCURACAGUCACUACACAUCAAGGAAGUUCCCUCUUGUUAAAAGGGGGUCAUUCCUUCCCACUGUCGCCCCACACCUCAUGCUUACUCUGGCUGGUAGAAUGCACACAAAUAGAUAUUGAAUUGUGUUUACUUUUUUAUUUAGAAAGGCAACUUUUUACACUUUGUCGUUUUGUAAUGUACUGAAUUCAACUGUGUUGUAACUGAACUUGAGUCUGUUUUGAAUUCAAAUAAAUUGCAUGUAUUUUAA